GAGGUGGUCACAAAGGGGCAGAAGGCCGCCAAGGGCAAGGGCAAGUUUGGAAAGGGCAAGGACAAGGAAAACCCGUACUCGGAGGCGAGCGGGGACAAGCCCGCGCCCAACCCGCGCAAGCCGCCCGUCAUCCCGGAGGAGAUGGUGGUGAUGACCCAGGCGGCGAGGGCUGCCUUCGUGGCCGCGGGAG
Messenger RNA from Prorocentrum cordatum, 190 nucleotides. Lineage: Eukaryota; Dinophyceae; Prorocentrales; Prorocentraceae. The record is from the annotation of a GenBank genome assembly.